GGAGGAAGAGCCCUAAAAAUGGCGCUCUCUCCAGGCGCUUGUGGCUACCAGGUCAGUUCGCGGGCAUUUCAUUGUGAGCCGCGAAAUCGUCGUCUUCUCUCCGGAUGCUCGAUUCCACGGCAACGACGAUGGCAAUGCUCAUCGCUGGGAAUUGAAAAUCCGGUCUUGUCCGAGGAGAAGAAGCAGCGUACUCUCACACAUUCUCCGAUUUUGGAGUGGAACGAUGCCUUGAGCUGCUGCGAGCCUCAUGGCCAGCACAGGCUGAGAGUAGCAGUGCUCGUGAGUGGAGGAGUGGAUAGUAGUGUGGCAUUGCGGCUACUCUGUGGGGCUGGACACUCGUGCACUGCCUUCUAUAUCAAGAUCUGGUUCCAGGAGGAUUUCCAAAACUUCUGGUCGUCUUGUCCAUGGGAGGAAGACUUGAAGUAUGCUCAAGACGUGUGUGACGAGGUGGGAGUGAAGCUGGAGAUCGUUCAUUUGACUGAUGUCUACUGGAACAAGGUUGUCUCCAAAUGCAUCACGGAAGUUCGGGCUGGGAGGACUCCAAAUCCUGAUAUCAUGUGCAACACCGUUGUGAAGUUUGGUGCUUUUCUGGAUCACAUUGACAGGACUAAGUUCGAUCGAGUUGCCUCCGGUCAUUAUGCUCGAGUGGAGCGGUAUGUGGAUGAACAGGGGACAAUACGUGCACGACUAAUGCUAUCAAAAGAUGAAGUCAAGGACCAGACUUACUUUCUCUCGCAGCUCUCGCAGGAGCAACUGGGAUUUCUUAUGUUUCCUUUAGGCAGUCUGGCGAAGCCUGAGGUCCGUCAACUUGCUCAUUCUCUGAAUCUUCCAAACAAGGAUCGGAAAGAUUCACAAGGCAUCUGCUUCCUUGGCAAGGUCAAAUUCAGUGACUUCAUAUCCAGACACCUUGGCGAAAAGGAAGGUCUUCUCAUCGAGGCCGAGACCGGAAAAACAAUGGGCAAACACAAAGGAUUCUGGUUCUACACAAUCGGCCAGAGGCGUGGUAUUAGUCUCUCACACGGACCGUGGUACGUUGUGGCAAAGGACUCGGAGAAAAAUCUGGUUUAUAUUUCAAGGCAUUACUUUUCCGGGGAUAAGAAGAGACGAAACUUCUACGUUGAUAAUUUGAGCUGGUUUUCAACGAUACCCGACCCCAGUUGUCCGAUAAAAUGCAAGGUCCGUCACGGUCCCAGUUUUCACGACUGCGAGCUCGAGUUUGAACGGGAGAAGCAGGGUGCUCGUGUGAAACUGCUACACAGCGAUCAAGCUCUAGCAGCCGGUCAGUACGCAGCGUUUUAUGCUGGAGAGACUUGCCUGGGGUCUGGCAUGAUCACGGAGUCGAUGGACGAUUUAGAGUCGUGCACAGUCUCCGCUCGAGCUUUGGAGGAUGGUAGAACAACACUUGGCGUGGUGAAGCAAGACGAACACACUAAAUCGCUGCCACUCGGGACUACUGUGGCACGGCUGAUCGUGGACAAGCUGCUGGUGCCAUCUGUGAGGAAAUUGGAGCAGAUUCUCGCUAAGAUCUUGACACACCACCACAGUGAUCCAUAGCUCGAGCCGGAUUGACUCGACAGGCGCAGCGAAGCAAUGGUCUUCUGUCCUCUGGCGUUGGGAUUCUCCAAAGGCUGCUAGACGCGCCGGCUGGCUGCUUCAAAGUGAGUGACGUAUCCUUUUUCCUUUCGUUUCCUUCUAUAAAGUAGCGAAAUCGCUCGUCCAUUUGACUAACAAUGGACGUUUUGCUGGUACCUCGAAACUCGAGUGUGUCAAACAGAUGGCAAAGACAUGGGCCCUCGCUCGCCACCGAGCUGGAAAGCAAGCUAUAAGCGAAAGACUGCUAGAAAGGCUUUGAGACAAUCCAUCAAGUUUACCAAGUAAGACUUGUUCGUCUUCGUUGUUUCAGUUAACUGUUCCAUGGCCGCCAUUAAUAGUUUUUGUGAAUGCAAGAGAAAGAAAAGAAAAAGAAAUUUUCUUCGGAGAUCUCAACGGAAACAAAAGGAAAGAACAAGAGCUUCCUAACGACCGAUCCAAGGCAACGAUUGCAUCUCCGAUUCUCCAACAGCAUCGAUUGUCAGCAGCAGCAGCGCAAGAACACGACGCGACGCGACGGGCCUUCUUGUUCUUGGUGGAGGGGCGCAUUUCCAUUCCCGUCCAUCGCCAUGGUUCGUUAUGGCUAACCUUCGACACACCAAGAAAUAGGCCGCGCAGCGGCACAAAACGAGAGAGAGAAAAAACAAGACGAACGAACUCAAACCAAACCAAUCCAAAUGGUUUUAUAAAAUUCCAUUCCUCUA
Messenger RNA from Selaginella moellendorffii, 2294 nucleotides. Its product is annotated as tRNA-specific 2-thiouridylase MnmA. Gene Ontology annotation, biological process: tRNA processing. The record is from RefSeq and is a predicted model, not a curated record. The coding region runs from base 19 to 1554 and encodes 511 amino acids. Gene Ontology annotation, molecular function: sulfurtransferase activity. The transcript has 9 exons. Lineage: Eukaryota; Viridiplantae; Streptophyta; Lycopodiopsida; Selaginellales; Selaginellaceae.